Molecule: messenger RNA, 4772 nt
Organism: Oryzias latipes (Japanese medaka)
Lineage: Eukaryota; Metazoa; Chordata; Actinopteri; Beloniformes; Adrianichthyidae
Gene: slc33a2
Product: solute carrier family 33 member 2
Biological process (GO): transmembrane transport
Cellular component (GO): membrane
Molecular function (GO): transmembrane transporter activity
Source: RefSeq, a predicted model, not a curated record
AGAAAAAAGGGUUUCACGAGAGCUCCCCCGGUUUAUUCCUCUCAAAGGAGGGAUUGCUGUCACAGAACCUGGCAACUUCAACUCUCAUACAGCCCCAAUCUGUAAACAAGCGAAGGACCCGGUGCUGUGAGCUAAAGCUGACCGAAGUAACGUCCUCCUCUGUCAGCCCAUCUGUAUCUUCAAUUUCCUUUUUCAGUCCAUAAUAAUGCCAGCGACCUGACCCAUGGAACCUCCCAGUGGCUGCUUAAGUCAACCUUUUCUGGAUCUAGAUCAUGAAUGACAAACUGGUCUUCCUUGGACUGCUGUAUUUCGUCCAGGGCAUCCCCUAUGGUCUCCAGUCCUCUCUGCUUCCUCUCUAUCUGCGUGGAGCUGGUCACUCCCUUACCCGCAUAGGGUUCACCAAGAUCCUCUACUUUCCUUGGGUACUCAAGGUACUGUGGGCCCCUUUGGUGGACCGGGUCGGCACCAAGCGUCGGUGGGUGGUGGCGACGGUGUGUGGCCUUGCUCUGACAUGCCUCAGCAGUGCUGCUCUGGCCCCAGAGGCACAUAUCUGGGGGGUAGCUGGAACCCUUUUGGCAAUGAACACCCUAGCGUCUGUUCAGGACAUUGCUGUAGACGGAGCUGCUGUGGGGCUGCUGAAAGGACGUGGGGAGUUGGGGUUGGGUAAUACAGCGCAAGUUGUAGGCUAUAAAGCUGGGUCAGUGUUCGCAGGAGGCGGACUACUGGCUGUGAUCGAUGUGGCUGGAUGGAGCUGGAUGUUUGUGCUGCUGACGUUUGUAUACUCAGGGAUGGCCCUGUUUGUGUGGGGGACCCCAGUUCUGGACCAUGAGACGGUUCGGGGCCAGCAGGCGGAUGGCACCAAGAGAGGAGGGCAAGGAGGUGAAGCCUUGAGGCCAUGGAGGAUUUGGAGGAAACUGCUGGCGGUUCCUGGGACACCGUGGACAGUCCUGUAUGUGCUCACCUACAAACUAGGUGAGCAGGGAGCAGUUACCAUGUUUCCUCUCUUCCUGCUGGAUCAUCACAUGACGGCAAGAGAGCUUGGCUUCUGGAAUGGGGUGAUCUCAAUGGGCUUCUCCAUCUGUGGGUCUUCUCUGGGAGGUCUACUUCUUGCACAGUUCAGCAUUGGGGCUCUGAUGCGACGUGUGUUUGUGCUGCGAACCAUCAGCAUGGUCUUCCAAAGCUCUCUACUCACCGUGCUAGAGCCAUCACCACUCAUGAAAGGUAUGGCAGUCCUGAGCAUGAGUGUUCAACACUUCCUAGGUGGACUGAUCACCACUCUCACCUUCACUACCAUGAUGCAUUGCACUCAGAGGGCAGAGGAAAGCAUUCAGGCCACCCACUACAGCUUUCUAGCGACUCUAGAGGUGCUGGGGAAGCUGAUGUUCGGAGCGCUGGCUGGAGGCCUGGUGGACUGGUUCGGGUUCCAAGUAGCUUUUCUGUUCUUUCUCAGCCUCUCUGCAGGGACAGCUCUUCAUGUGUGGACAGCUACUUUCACCGGGGCUCUUCGAGAGCACCAGCUGAAAGAACAGCCCAAAUAAAACCAUACUGGAAAGGUUCUGAUCCAAUGCAGAAGAUGAUGCAUAACAAUUGUAUUUUAAACUUGACUGUGAGAACUUCAAGAAGAAAACAGGAUUCUUAAAUCUCAAUUUAGUUUUUUUUGUGGUUUUAUUGCCAAAUUGGGUUUAACAUAAUAGUUUUCAUUUAAAUAAGUCUUAAUAACGUUUUGAAUUUUCUUUGUAGGUUAGCAUUAGUAUUUUAAUAAUAGCUAUUUAGCCACAAAAAAUCCAACCACAAGAGCAAAAUUUAGCUAAUUUUGUGUUUUUUUGCAUCCUAGUAAUUAUGAAAGAACACAAUUCAAAGGCCUCUUAAAUACUAUAUACAGCUUAAGUAACCUGAGCUUGAAAGAUCAAAGUUAAGUGACUCCAGUUUAGUAGAAGUCUACAAAAAAGGGAAUAGGGAAAAAGGAUGUGUUCCUAUUAUGGGAGAGGGUUCAAGCAUUUGAUGAUAGUUUUUCCAUAUUAUGGUUGUUAGAAUUUUAGUUCUCUUUUAUUAAAACAUAGCAUACUUUUUUCAAAGUAGCACAACAAAAGCACAAAGAAUGGCCACUAAAGUCAACAUUCACUUUUUGACUCUAAAAAAACAUAAAUAUCCAAGAAUCAGUAAAGUCAAAGCAAUUUUUUAAAUGUUCAAUACCACUUUAAUAUCAUUAUAAGCCAUUAAUGAGUGAUACCAUUGUCCAGGUGAAUACUCGAUUCUGAUUGGCUGCUGGGUGUGGAUUAAAAAGUGAUAUACCACUGUGAUAACCGCACAGCUAAAAAAGAAGUUCCGGUCACAUAGCAUGAAUGUUCUAUAUCACUGUGCUGGCUUCUUUAAAACAAUGAAACAUCUGACAUGACGCUUUAUUUAUAACAUCAUGACGAUCGCUUUCCUUUGCCGCUGCAGUCGAGAUCGGAGGUUGGUGCAUGUUGUCACGGUAACACGACUCUCGCGCUCCACCACACCACGCAACAAAUAGUCAGCUUUUUGUGAAAAAAGCGAUCCAAACCAAAGCAAUAAGAAGAACUAAAGUACUGAAGUACUAAAAACUGGUUAAAUAUUAUUUUGUAAGUGACCAUGGUAUAAGCGGGUCAAUGGCCUUUCUAGUGUGCGCUAUCAGCAUUAAGUCACUUUGUGGAAGCAAAAAGUUGCUUCCACAUAGUGCGUUCAUUUCUGAUAAUGCACACUUCGUCGGCCAUUAACCCUUACAUCGCCCCUCUUCCCUGUUCAUUAUUUUUUCCAUGUUUUCCACACUUAAAUGUUUCCUAUCAUCAAACAGAUUUAAAUAUCAGUCAAAGAAAAUACAAGUAACAAUAAAAUGUGAUAACUUGCUAUGAGUCUCUCACAGCGCUGUGGAGGACUUUUAGCCUACUCAUCUUUGCACGAUUGUUGUAAUUCAGCAAAAUUGGAGGGUUUUCGAGCAUGGACUGCCUUUUUAAGGUCACGCCACAGUACUCAUUAGGAUAUUUUAUAAGGAAGUGUCACAUAUGUUCUUUUUCUGAAAUCCAGUGUUACUUUUAUGCCAGAGAUAAUGGGAUGCAGACCUUCCAAAAGGUUCAACUUUUGUCUCAUCAGACCACAGAGUAUUAUUACAAUAGUCUUGGGGAUUAUCAAGAUGUCUUUUGGCAAAAUUGAUGUGAGCUUUAAUGUUCUUUUUGCUCAGCAGUGGUUUUCGUCCUGGAAUUCUACCGUGCAGGUCAUUUUUACCCAGCGUCUUUCUGAUGCUGGAGUCAUGAACACUGACCUUAACAGAGUUGAGUGAGGCCUGCAGUUCUUUGGAUGUUGUUUUGGGAUCUUUUUUGACCUCUUGGACGAGUCUUCCCCGAACUCUUUGGGUAAUUUUCCUCGGCUGGCCACUCCUGGAAAGGUUCAAUACUGUUUCAUCCUUACUCCAUUUGUGUAUAACGGCUCUCACUGUGCUUCGCUGGAGUCCCAGAGCUUUUGAAAUGACUUCAUAACCUUUUCCACUCGUUAGAUCUCUAUUACUUUCGUUCUCAUUUGUUCCUGAAUGUCUUUAGACCUUGGCAUGAUGUCUAGGUUUUGAGGAUCUACUUUGCCUUAUCAGGCAGGUCUUAUUUAAGUGAUUGCUUGAUUGUAGACAGGUGUGGCAGCAUCAGGGUUGGGUGUGGCCAGAGGAUUUGAAGUCAGGUUUGAUAACCCACAGUUAAGUUAGGUUUUACCAGAAGGGACAAUCAGUUAUUCACACAGGGCAAUAAAGGUUUUUUAUUUUUUUUCCCUUUAAAAAUAAAAACAAUUAUUUUUAAAACUGCAUUUUUUUGUUACUUGUGUUGUCUUUGACUCAUAUUUAAAUGUGUUUGAUGAUGGGAAACCUUUAAGUGUGGAGAACAUGGAAAAAAGAAUACAUCUUGAUUACGGGAACAAACUUCCUCACACCACUGUAGCCAAAAGCUUUUUUGCUACACUUUUUGUUGUAUCUGUGUAGAAGUUAGUCAGUCUUUCAUGUUUUAUGGUUUACAGUUCAAAAAUGUAAAUCUCUGUUACCUCUUUUCUCUGGAUGGUACGUUGGAAAUGCACAGAAUGCACAGUAAAUGAACCAAACGAAAUAAUUGUUUCUCAGCUGUGAUUAAAAAUUAUUAUUCCAAUCAGUAGGUUUGCAUUUGCUGAGGCUUUGUCUGUAAAGGAAAGCGUUUAUGAAGUUCAGCAGUUGCAUAAAGAGCACUCAUGGAAGUAGUGAACUGCUUAUUGCAGGAGUCAAAUAAUCAUUUCUGUAAGUGGACAGAGUGGCAAAGUGAUUCUCCGCCUUACAUAGUGCAUGGUGCCAUCUUUUCUUUGUUUGUCUCAUUAAAAAAAAUGAAAACGUCCAUAUACAGUCACACUAGAUAAUACUGUAGUUCUUUUAUACAUGAAAAAAACUAAAGAUGUAAAAUUACAAAAUAUUUAGCCAAACCAUAUGGUAAUUAUUUAUCCCAGAAGAAAGUUCUUCCAGCAGUUUUAAAUACAAAUAGAAGCACUUUUUUUUAUUUAGAAGAAUGUAUAGAUCGAAUUUAAGUCUUACAUUUUUUCACUAUGCAGGUUCAAGCCAGCAAUUGUGCUGGUAUGCCAAAAUGAUUUAAAUAAAGGCAUUUCAAUAGGUUCAACUAAUUCAAACAGCUGGGCUUUUCAUCUAUUCAAAUAAUCGGUAGCAAAUAAGUCCAUGUUACAAAAUUGCCAAGCACAUCCUGGUCUCAGCUGGUAUGUUGCCUGAGAUGUUGAGAAAAUAAAGCUGUUCAAUGAAA